AUUACGACAGUAGAUGGAUUUUACAGGUUUCUUUACACGUUACACGGCGCUAGUGUCGCAGGCUGCUGAGUGGAUGACAAGUGAAAAUUGAAAAUUGGGAUAUUCAUUGACUACAAAACGAAACAUUCGUUAGCAGCGUCGGUGAAACUCAUAACAUGUCCAUCUUAUCGUACAAUGGUGGUUGCGUUCUUGCAAUGAAGGGGAAGGGAUGCGUGGCGAUUGCAUCUGAUCGUCGUUUUGGAGUCCAAACUUCCACUUUGGCAAUGGAUUUUCAAAGGAUUUUUGAAAUGGGUCCUCACCUUUAUGUUGGUCUUCCUGGAUUAGCAACAGAUACUUUAACUGUUCAUGAAAGGCUAAGAUUUCGCCUUAAUCUCUAUGAACUGAGAGAAAGCCGCAAAAUCAAGCCACAAACUUUUUCAGCUAUGGUUUCAAAUCUCUUGUAUGAGAGACGCUUUGGGCCUUAUUUUGUUGAGCCUGUCAUCGCAGGAUUGGACCCUGUUACCUGGGAGCCAUUUAUUUCUGCCAUGGAUCUCAUAGGCUGUCCUAAUGUGCCUGAAGAUUUUGUUGUGGCUGGCACAUGUGCUGAACAACUGUUUGGUAUGUGUGAGGCAUUGUGGGAGCCCAAUCUAGAACCUGAUAGCUUGUUUGAAACAAUCAGCCAAGCACUGAUGAAUGCAUUUGACAGGGAUGCUAUAUCUGGUUGGGGAGGUAUUGUUCACGUCAUUGAAAAGGACAAAGUAACAACCAGGCUACUCAAAACCAGGAUGGAUUGACAUUUUUUCUUAUGUGUGUUCAUGUAUUUUGGAACUGAUUAUUACACCAUUUAAAAAUG
Molecule: messenger RNA, 832 nt
Organism: Daphnia magna
Lineage: Eukaryota; Metazoa; Arthropoda; Branchiopoda; Diplostraca; Daphniidae
Product: proteasome subunit beta type-3
Exons: 4
Coding region: 156-773 (205 amino acids)
Biological process (GO): proteasome-mediated ubiquitin-dependent protein catabolic process
Cellular component (GO): proteasome core complex, beta-subunit complex; proteasome core complex
Source: RefSeq, a predicted model, not a curated record